UUUGGAAACUUAGAUUACUAUCAAGUAUCAACUAUAAAAAAUUAAUUGAGAGAAAGCUUACAAAAUAUUUAAGCAUGGUACAGUCAUACAUCGAUUUUCAUAAGAUGGCUGAAAAUUAUACAGUUAUAUGUAAAUUUUCAUAAAACAUGUAUAAUUAUGGGUUAACAUUUGUGUAUGUAAUGUUCUCAUGAUUUGUGAUAGUGUACUAAUCUACGUCUACAACUUCUUUAAAGUUUUGAACUUUUUGUAAUUGUGGUAAAGAACUUGCUUGUUUAAAAGAUUCGAUGAUUCAAGUAUGAAAAUGUUGUUUUAUUGAUUUCAUAUUCGCUGAUUCUUGUUCCAAAAGAUAGGUUCUUUAUCAGGCUUAGAGAUUAUGGUGUUGUAUCUAAUGGUUUGUAAGGAGUUUGGAAAAUUCAAGGAGGUUAGUGAACACAUUGUAUCGAAUUGUGGUUACAUGCUGUUGAGUUUUAGUGUCUCUAUAGCUCAGUUUGGCCAAGAAGUUUAGGUAUAGUAAGUAUAGAUUAUGAGAAGAGAGCAUAUAAAAUGUUGUGCUUCGUCAGAACAGGAAGAAUAUUCUUUUUACAAACCAUAUAAUCAACCUUCUCUGUUUCAGUAUACUUUGGGUUACAAGGCCAGACCUUAACUAUUGUAAACGCCAUUUCUCUCUUUUUAAAACCAAAAGGGUUCAAGUGGCUUUUUAUAUGUUUGAAAUAGCGUGGUGUUCAAAUUAACCAUUGUAUUAUAUAAGCUCAGUUACAAUAAAUAACAUAUUAUAUGGAUCAUACAAAAACUUUAAAAUAUUGAACAAGCACUGAUAAAUACUUUGAAUAAAAUUAUGUUUCUAUAACUUUCCUAACCAUAAAUUUGUGAGUUUUUUAAAGAUUCAACCUGAAAUGCCUAUACUAACGGAAAACUGUUUGGAGAUGUGUACAUUCCGUGUGUAUCUAUAUAUAGACUUAUUCUUACAGAACCAAAAAAAAACUAUUAUUAGACAAGUUCAACAGAAAACUGGUGCAGAUCACGAUCACAGUUGUAACGAAUUUACUAAAACUGGCAACCACUCCUUUUCUUUAAGAACCACUCCUUCUUCCCUUCUCUUGUCCUAUUCUCUAUCAACUCAUCUUGUAACUUUUGUUCUCGUUCAUUUAUCUCUUCAAAGCUUAUAAACUAAUAAUUAAUUCAGUUAAGAUGGAUCAAGCAGAGCUUUGCCGGAUAUUCCAAAUGUUCGACAAGAACGGCGACGGCAAAAUCACCAAACAAGAGCUGAAUGAUUCAUUGAAGAAUCUUGGAAUCUACAUCCCAGAGCAAGAAUUGGUGCAGAUGAUUGAGAAGAUUGAUCUCAACGGUGAUGGGUACGUGGACAGCGAGGAGUUCGGAGGGCUGUUCGAGACGAUCAUGGAGGAGAGAGACGAGGAGGAGGACAUGAGAGAGGCUUUCAAUGUGUUUGAUCAGAACAGGGACGGGUUCAUCACGGUGGAAGAGCUGAGAUCCGUGUUGGCUUCCUUGGGGCUCAAGCAAGGAAGAACGCUUGAUGAAUGCAAGAGGAUGAUUGGCAAAGUUGAUGUUGAUGGAGAUGGGAUGGUGGAUUUCAAGGAGUUUAAGAAAAUGAUGAAAGCUGGUGGAUUUGCCGCCUUGUGAUCAAAACUUGUAAAAGAAGCCCAUUUUAGGGUUAGGGUUUGUGACCCAAAAUCAUUGUUUUAUUCUUCGGAAUGAUUAGGGCAAAACCUUGAAGAUAAUUAAUAAAUGGAUUUGCAAAGAUAACGAAACUUUGUGAGCUA
Messenger RNA from Brassica napus (rape), 1778 nucleotides. RefSeq names its product calmodulin-like protein 3. NCBI's taxonomy places the organism in Eukaryota, Viridiplantae, Streptophyta, Magnoliopsida, Brassicales, Brassicaceae. The transcript has a single exon. Gene Ontology annotation, molecular function: calcium ion binding. Bases 1189 to 1638 code for a protein of 149 amino acids. The record is from RefSeq and is a predicted model, not a curated record.